Molecule: messenger RNA, 1747 nt
Organism: Trifolium pratense (red clover)
Lineage: Eukaryota; Viridiplantae; Streptophyta; Magnoliopsida; Fabales; Fabaceae
Product: transcription elongation factor TFIIS
Exons: 3
Coding region: 241-1362 (373 amino acids)
Biological process (GO): DNA-templated transcription; transcription elongation by RNA polymerase II
Cellular component (GO): nucleus
Molecular function (GO): zinc ion binding; nucleic acid binding
Source: RefSeq, a predicted model, not a curated record
AAUUGAGCAAAAAUAAUAUAAUAUGAUCUAAAUUACCGGAUCUCGAAAGUUCUAUACCUAGUUUACUGAAAACAACACAACAUGCAACACCAACCGUCUGAUCCAAUUAAUCCAUAAUGAUCCUUCGUUUAUAUGUAUCAUCUCUUUUGGUCGCUUUGUGUCUUUUUUUCUUCACUGCCAACAUAACCGCAGCCGCAGAAAACACAACAAGUACCAUUCAGGAGAAAUUUGUUGUGUUCGAUGGAGAAGGAAAGAGAGAAAGAGUUGGUUGAAUUGUAUGAAACCGCGAAAAAAGCUGCCGAUGCGUCUUCCUCCACCGAUAGCAGCCCAAGCGAAGAAACCCGAUGCCUUGAUGCUCUCGAACAGCUCAAGAAAUUUCCGGUCAAUUAUAAAAUUCUCGUCAAUACUCAGGUGGGAAAACAUCUUAAAAGUCUCACCAAGCACCCUAGACAGAAAAUUCGGGCUUUUGCCAUUGAACUAAUUGAGAUAUGGAAAGGCAUAAUUAUCAAGGAAACAAGUAAAAAUAAGGACGGGGCCUCUGAUUCUAAGGCCGAGUCAACGAAUGGGGAGAGCGCCAAAGCUGGGAAAUUGCAAAAGAGUCCUUCGGUGAAGGUUCAGAAAGGAGAAAGUGUCAAGGUUGAGAAAACUAAUGGGAAUGGUACAUCAAAGCUGAGCUCUGGAAAUGUAAAGGUACAAAAUACGGAUGUCAAAAUUGAGAAAACUGAUCGUACCUCAAGCAUCAAGGCGGAAAAGAUAGCAAAGGAGGAAAAACCAGUUUCUGUGGCCAAGAAAAAUUCAUCCAGCGCUGUUGCACCACCAAAGCUGAAGACUAUGAUCAAAUCAAAUGAUUCAGCGCGAGACAGAAUAAGGGAACUUCUCCGAGAUGCUUUAUCUAAGGUCUUUCAAGAGGCAGAUGAAGAUAUGAUGGAUGAAGUUAAUGCAUCUGACCCUAUUCGUGCUGCAGUGACAGUAGAGUCUGUGUUAUUUGAAAAGUGGGGUCCUUCAAAUGGAGCCCAAAAGGUCAAGUAUAGGUCCUUAAUAUUUAAUCUGAAGGAUCAGAAGAAUCCAGAUUUCCGAAGAAAAGUUCUGCUCGGUGUUGUGGAGCCACAGCGGCUGGUCAACAUGACCUCAGCAGAAAUGGCUAGUGAGCAAAGGAAGCAGGAGAAUGAGAAAAUCGAGCAGAAGGCUUUGUUUGAAUGUGAACGUGGACAACAACCAAAAGCUACUACUGAUCAAUUUAAGUGUGGUCGGUGCGGUAAAAGGCAAACCACCUAUUACCAAAUGCAGACUCGCAGUGCUGAUGAACCUAUGACAACCUAUGUCACUUGUGUUGCCUGCAACAACCGUUGGAAGUUUUGUUAGUGCUGUGGUGACUGGUGAGUCUCACAAGAGCUGUUAUCAGUUGUUUCUGAUAUAGUGUAUGAACGUGCCCCGCAAUACUGUAGCACCAGAAUUUUCUGAUCAGACUGUUACAUUUAGAAAUUGUUUAGGCAUAACUGUGCUUUUAUUCUUUUAGCUUAAGAGUUUUAGCGUUUCUGUAGUUUGUUGUUAUUUUACAAUUUAUUUAUUAUCUGUUAUAAAAUUGCACCAAUGUUUUUCUCAGGUUUUACUAGUCAAUCACUGCAGUCUUUACAGCUAGAAUGGGUUCUGUAGUCAGUAGAUUGAAUUGCAAUUUUUGUGUUGGCCAUUGUUUUCGUCUUUACCAAGAUGUAUACACCACUUCAUUUUUCUUUUGCUGUUUAGUUUA